Molecule: messenger RNA, 1161 nt
Organism: Emiliania huxleyi CCMP1516
Lineage: Eukaryota; Haptophyta; Isochrysidales; Noelaerhabdaceae
Exons: 2
Coding region: 1-1161 (386 amino acids)
Source: RefSeq, a predicted model, not a curated record
AUGCCACGGGUAGGCGCGUUGAGGCUUGCCGCCUCCUCUGCGCCAACGCGGCCUGUGCCGCAGCUUGCGUUUGCUGCCAGACAAGAGGAGGAGCAGAGCCGUUUGGCGAUAGGGCCAGGCAAUCGCAUUCGCCCCGUGGGCGUUGCGGACCCGAGCAACACCCAGGUCGAGGUUGCUGCGCCUCGUGGCGCAGUGACGCAGCAUCGCACGCUUGUUGCGGGCGAUGGAGCAUCGACGGCAGCUGGAAUCCUGGCUCUUCCGGAUGCGGGUCCGGCGGCAUUUGCGGCGGUGUCUUUGCAGCUGCGAGCGCAGCGCGGUCAGAUACCGUCGGCCGCCGAAUGGCGCACAAUGCCGCAGCUGCGGCUGGAGUGGUGGCUGUGUCGGCAUUGCAGAGACGUUGUCAACCACAACUCGGCCACGUCCUGCAGCAGAUGCGCGUCGAGCGUCAGGGAGAUGACGCCAUAUGCAAGUCCAGCCGAGGUCGCAGCCCUCUCAGCCAACGCACAGCGCACCGCGUAUGGUCGGAGACUCAAAAGUGUGCAGGGAAAAGAGCAGCCUGUCGCUCUGGCUGUUGCGCAGACGCCGGGCAGCGCCGGCUAUGCCAGCGCUGUCCUUGCCCAGAUUGCGAGCUUUCAGCCUGGGUCGAAGCGGCUGGAGGCGAUGGUGGAGCCUCGUGUUGGCCUUUUUGACGGAUGGCUUGCGCUCACGACCGAUGGGACUGUCAGAUUUUGGACGCGCGACGAUGUGCGGGCAUUCUUUGCGUGCGGCGAGGGAGAGGCUCUCAUCGCCGAGUACAUUCUCUCGUGGGGAAGGCGUGUCGACAUAGGCGUUGAGGGGCAGCCACUAGUGGUUCAGGCGGCGCCGAAGGGCGGGUGGUGGAUGCGUACUCUCUCCUUCGUCAACGAGCGGCACCUCCACAUCGUCCGCGCGCUGCUAGCACUACUGCCGCCAGAGGCUGCUGCUCAUUUGCAGGACGCGUCGCUAGCUACUACUGCAAACGCUGCACAGAGAGCGACCUCGACUGUCGCGUGUCUCGAGGAGCUCGAUCGGCAGUCCGCUGGACCCGUGCAACACAGCAGCUCCUUCGUUCAUGCCAGCAGCGGCGACGAUGCCGAUGUGGCAUGGUUAGGCGAGUGGCAGUCGCUGGUGCGGACUUGCUGA